AGAGGGCUCAGUUAAAGCGCCAGUGCAAGAGGAGGAGGUUGUCGUGGCGUGUUAAGGAGGGGCUGAUUAAUCCGAUAUUUAAAAGGGGUUUGUUGCACGUCUACUCGGAAGCUCAGCAGUGCAAAAAGCAGAGAGGCCUGUUUUAAACGCAUGGCUGGAGGAGAGGUGGACUGGACCGUCAUCGUUCUGACAUGUCAGCACAAGGACAGCGUCUUUGCCUUCCAAAAAGAACUGGAGGUCCGCAGGGAUCGGGGCUCCUUGGGGCGACAGCCCAUCCUGCUGACGGUUGAAGACCCCAAGGGCCAGGUUGGCAGCGGAGGAGCCACCCUCAACGCACUACUAGUGGCAGCUGAGCACUUGAGCGCUCGAGCAGGCUACACGGUGGUCACAUCUGAUGUCUUGCAAAAGGCCUGGAUCCUCAUUCUGCACAUGGGCCGGGACUUCCUAUUCGAUGACUGCAGCCGAGCAUUCACCUGCCUCCCCCUGGAGGAUCCUGCAGCCCCUGCUGAGGCACUCACCUGCAACCUGGACAGCCUCCUUGCAACCCUGAUGCACCAGGUGUGCAGAGGCUCCCCCCCAGGGGUCUGGGUUUCCAGCACGGAUAUGCUUCUCACAGUCCCAACCAUGAAAGAGAUCGACUGGCAUGGAUUCCAGGGGGUGAGAGUCAUUGCUGUGCCUGGGAGCAUUUCCUAUGCUAGGCAGCAUGGAGUCUACCUCGCUGACGCUCAGGGGGUAGUGCAUGACAUCUUCUACCAAAGCCCCGAAGACCAAAUCCAGCAGUGCGUGGGGCCAGACGGGAAGGUCCCACUGGUGUGUGGGGUUGUCUUCUUCUCCUCUGAAGCAGCGGAGCAGCUUCUGGCCACCCAUGUCAUGUCACCCCUUGAUGCCUGCACCUACAUGGGGCUGGACUCAGGAGCCCCUGCCAUCCAGCUCUCUCUCUUCUUCGACAUCCUGCUCUGCAUGGCUCAGGGAGUCAGUGAAGAGGCCUUUGUGAAGGGUCAGAGACCAGGGAUGGGCAGUGGCGACAAUGUCCAGGAGACAGGGGCAGAGAGAAGUGCCCGUUCCGUGCUGUGGAAAACUCUCCAUGCCACGCCGCUCACAAUGGCAUACAUCCCCGAGGGUUGCUAUGACUACAUGACCAUGUCUGCCAGCGACCACAUCCGCCACCUCACGCCCCACCCAGGCAAUGCCCGCAGCAGGUCCUUCUGCAAAGUGGCACAUUCCCAUGUGGCUGAGCCUCAGCUGCUGGCUGAGGGCUGCUCCGUCACCAACAGCCUCUUGGAGGGAGCAGUGAAAGUGGGGCCUGGGAGCGUGAUCCAGCACUGCCGCUUGAAGGGCCCUUUGGAGAUUCACACUGGCUGCCUCCUCACUGGGCUGGAUGUGGCAUCCUCCGUGGCCCUCAGGAGCUACCUGCUUCGGGACGUGGUUGUCCAGGGACACACCGUCAGGCUGAGAGGGAUCCCUUGUAAGGUCUUCACCCUGAGUGGGCAUCAUGACGACUGGCAGAGUAUGGCAGAAGAAGGCGGCACCUACCUGAACAUGCCCUGGAAUGAGUUUUUCCUCCACACUGGAAUACGGAGUCACGAUCUUUGGAGCCCAGACACCCCUUCCAGCCGCCGCUGCCUGCUGAAUGCCCGCCUGUUUCCCGUGCUGCAUGCCUCCGAGCCCCUGGGAGUCAGGGACGUCCUCUGGCUCUUGGGCUCCCCUCUUUCUCCUCCAGGGGCUGAGCAGCUGCAGCGCUGGCGGACUUCCUGGCGCAUGUCCUGGGAGGAGCUGCAGGGGAGCCUGGACCAGGAGGCGGAGCUGGCUGCCCGCAGGGCCACCUUCUUCUUGCAGGCCCAGAGCAAGACCAAGAAGGUCCUGAUGGAGCAUAGCAACUGCAGCCUUCUACCGCUGAUCCGCUCCGCAGCCCUGGAGGGCUACCACAAGGCCAUGCUGGAGACACUAGACCAGGUUGCCUCCAUGGCCAGAGACCCUGGCGUUGCUGCUCGAUCCCUGGCUUGCAUUGCUGACCUCCUGGGCUGCCUGGCCAAAGGGGAAGGGGGCUUACGGAGUGGCCCGGCAGCCAACGUGGCUUGGGCCCAGGCCUUCCAGCACCUUGAGAAGGGGGACAUCCCUGAGGGUGUCAAGGAACUGGCCAAGGAGAGGAAGAAGUGGCUGGACAGGCCUGUCCUCCUUGUCCGCGCCGCUCGGCACUAUGAGGGUGCUGAGCAGAUCCUUGUCCGCCAGGCUGUGAUGUCCUCCUGCCAGUUCAUCAGCCUCAGGCUGGCCACACUGCCUCCCAUGGGCCGCUGGGUGAGAGCGGCCUGCCCAGCCAGAAUAGACCUCUCUGGUGGCUGGAGUGACACUCCUCCCAUCACAUAUGAACACGGAGGUGCAGUGGUGGACCUGGCUGUCCUGGUGGAUGGGCACAGGCCCAUUGGUGCACAGGCCCGGCGCAUUGCCGAGCCAGAGCUGCGGCUUGUUAGCAGCAGCGGGAGGCUGGAAGGAGAGAUGGUGGUGGAGCUGGUCUGCAGAGACUUGGAAGACCUACAGGAUUACUGCCAACCUCAUGCACCCGGAGCUUUGUUGAAAGCAGCCUUGAUUUGCACCCACAUUGUGGACCUUGCUUCUCAGAAUUCCUUGCGGGAGCAACUGAUGGAACACUUUGGAGGCGGCUUUGAACUCCGCACCUGGUCACGUCUUCCUCACGGAUCAGGACUGGGCACCAGCAGCAUCCUGGCAGGGGCUGUGAUGGCUUCUCUAUACCAGGCAUCUGGGCACUCCACCAGCGUUGAGUCCCUCAUCCACGCCGUGCUGCAUUUGGAGCAGGUUCUCACAACAGCAAUUUUACUGCUUCAGAAAGAAAGAGGGCUCCCAACUAUAGAUAAGUCUUCUCUUCAUUGGAUCAGAGACCCCUCCUGCCUCCCACAAGGGAUUCACCUGGCAACUGGUAAACAAGCAGGAUCUCUUCCUCAACACUUGUUCUUGUUCCUUGCAGGUGGAGGGUGGCAGGACCAAGUGGGUGGGCUGGUGCCAGGCGUCAAGAUUGGGCGUUCAAAGCCUCAGCUGCCACUAAAGGUAGAAGUGGAGCAAAUCACCAUCCCGGAGAGCUUCAUACACACCCUGAAUGAGCACCUGCUCCUGCUGUACACAGGCAAGACCCGCCUGGCCCGCAACCUGCUCCAGGAUGUUCUAAGGAACUGGUAUGCCCGGCUACCCACCAUUGUGCAGAAUGCCAGCGCACUGGUGAACAACGCAGAGGAGUGUGCCCAGGCCCUUCGGCAAGGCAACCUGGCUCUCUUGGGCAAGUGUAUGAAUCAUUACUGGCUGCAGAAGAAGAAUAUGGCCCCUGGGUGUGAGCCUUUGGCUGUCCGGCGCAUGAUGGAGGUGCUCCAGCCUCAUGUCUAUGGGCAGAGCAUGGCUGGCGCUGGAGGAGGUGGCUUUCUCUAUGUCUUAACUAAAGAGCCCAGGAACCAAGAGGCCUUGCAAAGGAUCUUGAUGGAAACAGAGGGCCUGGGGAAUUUCAGCAUCCACACUGUGGAGGUGGACACAGCUGGCUUCCAAAUGCAGCUUCUGGAGGAAGAUUGGGAGCCAUAGGCACUGCAGGGUUUCCUGCCCACAUCCUACAGCUGUGCAAGAUCUAUGGAUGAAUGACUCAGUGGCUGAAUUUGGUUUAGUAUUUCUUUGGAAGAUUCAUGCACUCCUUCACUGCAGAUGGGGUGAAAACAGCAUCUGCCCCACCCAAGUGAAAAACAAUACUUAGUUGUGAAUUAGUAGGGCCUGGCAGUCAGAUCUGCAGCAUUCUUCAGGAAAUUAUGUGAAGUAAUCAAUGAAAAACUUUUUAUUUCCUUGCUGAUGUAAAUCUCCUUUAUUUAAAUCAAUCCAUCCUCCGCACAGCAUAUGAUGGACACAUUAAGGGAUCUUAAAUGAAUUCAGACUAUUGAUUGGUGGAGCUCAGCACUGUUGCCUCUGACUGGAGGCAGCUAUCCAGGGUCAUUGUCGGGCAUCUUAACUGUCUCUGCUUCCAAAGAGCCUUUUCACUGGAGACACCAAGGACAGAAUGCAGAAUCAACUGGCAUAGAAAACAUGUCCACAUUGCCCAAAGCACCAUCUUGUUCCUAUGACUUAACAAGUGGGGCUAAGACCACAGGUCAACUCACAGGCGAGCCCAAAAUUUACAGUAAUUGCUUUGCAAUUUCAGUUGCUAUUUAACUUGAAUUUGUGUAGAAAUGUUUGUGCAUUAUGAUAAAGAUGUAGAAACAGGCGAGCUGUACCAACUCGCAGAAAAACAAGAGGAAAAUCUCUGAAGAAGGAACUAAGGUUUUGAACAACCAAGGUGGUUGUUCUUUCAGCUUCAGAGAUCCCACUGGGAAAGGGACUUGCAUUUCCCUCCAGUCUUAAGAACAUAGCAAGGCCUUCUUAGGAGAGUGCACCAGUGAUCUCCGCUAGCACGAGUAGGUUCUUGCAAAGACAGCUAGAGGCGGAGUCGCUUGAUGUCUUCACUGCGAAAAUCCAUCCGGAGGGCCAGCACUUGACGGACCUCAGCAGGGGUUAAGCGCCAUGUCAGUGGGCCUGAGUUUGGCCCCCAGUAAUCCAAAAUCUCUGCUACCUGAACGGAAGAGGGAAAGCAAAGUGAUUCACCAGGCAGAAGAACAAAGUGACAGUCCAUCCAAAAGGCAGGUAGGCAGCUUGGAACACAAUAGCUGUGCCUGUCCUCAGCAGUGGGACUGAUAUGUUGCUGGGCUGGAUGCUAAUCUCUAUGUGGAGGAAGAGAAGCAUGUACCCAACAUGGGCCCACAAGUGCUCUCCUCUCUAGCCAGCGUGUGACGUGCGAGGAUUCCAGCUGCAAGGCCCAACACCAGCACCUGAACAGAAGAGGCUGAGGCAUACUAUUUUUAGUCUAUGCUUUAUUUGCUCUAGGCAUAGCUGCCAAGUUAUCCCUUUUUUAAAGGGAUUUUCCCUUAUGCUGAAUAGGCUUCCUCGCGAGAAAAGGGAAAACUUGGCAGCUAUGGCUCUAGGCAUCAGAGUUUUCUGGACUUCUAAAGGUGGGACUAAGCAAGUCAAGUGAGUCAGCCAUCCAGCCCUCUGCUCCUGUUUGUGCAUCUGCUCUGCCUGCCUUGCUCUCCUGCUGCUGAUUGCCCUUUACCCAGUGAGGGAGGGGAGAGACAUUCUGCACUUGUUCAAAGGAUCCUGUUUUGCAUGCUGAGAGCCUGGCCAGGCAUCUUGGACCCUUUCUAUAAAGCCAGGUGGAAGCAGCA
This is a messenger RNA of Zootoca vivipara (common lizard), 5240 nucleotides long. Lineage: Eukaryota; Metazoa; Chordata; Lepidosauria; Squamata; Lacertidae. The record is from RefSeq and is a predicted model, not a curated record.